Messenger RNA from Mugil cephalus (flathead mullet), 1534 nucleotides. RefSeq names its product N-acetyllactosaminide beta-1,3-N-acetylglucosaminyltransferase 2-like. NCBI's taxonomy places the organism in Eukaryota, Metazoa, Chordata, Actinopteri, Mugiliformes, Mugilidae. Gene Ontology annotation, molecular function: hexosyltransferase activity. The record is from RefSeq and is a predicted model, not a curated record. The transcript has 2 exons. Bases 72 to 1331 code for a protein of 419 amino acids. Gene Ontology annotation, cellular component: membrane.
GGAGAACGCUUUGAGACAGACUUGCUGUAACCAGUUCUUCCUGUUUUACUUUUAUUAACCUGCUUGUGUCUAUGUUUCCAAAUGUCCCUUUAUUUCCUGGGUUUGUUAUGCAGACGGGAGGCAACGUGCCGGUGGCCUUUAGAAAAACAAGGCUGCUCUCUAUGGUGGUGAUGCUCAACAUCUGCAUCUGUAUCUUGAUGGGCGCCUCGUGGAAACUAAGGCAAAACAGAAGUGGAAACCAUAAAAUUACAGUCCCGCCCGGGAGGUUUUGGCAUCACCAGGUACUGAGUGAGUCCUUCUGGAACAAGGAGCAGCAGCGCCUGGACCUCAUUCAUAACCCGCUCAUCAACUCCGCUCUCGUCAGCGAAUCCCAGCUCACGCUGCCGGAUUGGCUGAACGACACUGGACCGCAAGAUCCCUGUGAACCGGACCCUAGAGUUCCCACACAAAUCUUGGACUACAACACCCUUCCACAGAGAUUCCAGGACUUUCUUUUGAACAUCCACUGCAGGACGUACCCCAUGCUAGUCAAUCAGCCCCAUGUCUGUGACAGGAACCCUUUCCUGCUACUGGCUGUCAAGUCUCUGAUCCCACACUUUGACCGGCGGCAGGCCAUCCGUGAAACAUGGGGAAGAGCCGGCGUCUUAGCCAAUCGGACUGUGGUGACGGUAUUCUUACUGGGCAACACCUUGUCAGUGGACCACUUCCCAGAUCUGCUGGGGAUGCUGGGCCACGAGGCGAAGCUUCACAACGACCUACUCCAUUGGGACUAUAGGGACACUUUCUUCAACCUGACCGUGAAAGAGGUCCUUUUCCUGGAGUGGUUCAGCAAACACUGUUCCCAAGCUCAGUAUAUUCUGAAGGCAGACGAUGACGUCUUUGUUAACACCUUACGAAUCAUUGACUUCCUGGAGGGCCUGUCAGGAGUCAAGGCCAAGGAUUUGUUCAUUGGUGAUGUUAUCAGUAACGCAGGUCCACACAGAGACCGUAAACUGAAGUACUAUGUCCCUGAGAGUGUGUUUGUGGGACAGUACCCACCCUACGCUGGUGGGGGAGGUUACCUGUACUCUGGGGCGGUAGCUAUAGGCCUUUUAAAUGCAUCUCAGCAGGUAGUCUUAUAUCCCAUUGAUGACGUCUACACGGGGAUGUGUCUGAGGAGGAUGGGUCUGGUUCCUGAAAAGCACUCCGGCUUCAGGACAUUUGACAUCGAGGAGAAGCACAGGUCCAACCCCUGCAUCUACAGGAGCUUGAUGCUGGUUCACAGCCGGACGCCACAGGAGAUGUUGGAGAUCUGGCCUUGGAUCGUCCACCCAGAGCUGGACUGCCAGUGACCUGCUUUAUUCAUCUUCGUUCAUUUGACUCUCUCAAAUCAAAAUGUGUUAGUACUUAAGAGUCACGGAAACAAUGUAUUGACAGUGUCUUUGAAUCAGUGUUAUGUGUCCAUUUUAUUUGCUGUUGUCUUUUUCUCCUCAAACUGUAGUUGAUUAAAUUCACGUGAAAGAAAUAAACCUCAAGUCUUCUGUGUAACACCUCA